Messenger RNA from Phaeoacremonium minimum UCRPA7, 1029 nucleotides. Its product is annotated as putative sh3 domain-containing protein. Lineage: Eukaryota; Fungi; Ascomycota; Sordariomycetes; Togniniales; Togniniaceae. The record is from RefSeq and is a predicted model, not a curated record. The transcript has 4 exons. The coding region runs from base 1 to 1029 and encodes 342 amino acids.
AUGCGAGGUGGCCUCGGUGUGAAGAGAAUCAAGAAACAGGGCCUGUCCACUGGCGGCGUGGAAAUUGCUAAGUGCAAGUUUUGCCCGUAUGAGUUAGACUUCAAACAACUCGAAAGAGACAUAAACAAAGAAGAUUCUGGCAACUAUAGAUCGAGUGGUAUUGGCUUUCGUCUCCGAUUCCUCCAAAAAAGCCAUCUCCCAGCAAAGCACGUCGAAGACCAACUUUACGCGUGUCUAUUCUGCAUACAAGUUGGCGAGACAUUGGACGAAAGCGAUUCUACAGUAUUCUUCAGCCAAAAACAGCUGUUCUCCCAUUUGGCUAGGCAUCCUCGACCAUUGCCCGAGGUGCCUGGAUUGACCGUGAUCGAGAGCAAGGAGAUCCCCACAAAUUUCAGGAACGACUACGACCUAUGCUUCGAGAACCCGCCCCAAGCUUCACAAAUGCCAGCGCUUGCUCGAGAGCUCAGCCUGCUUCCAUCGGCAACAGCGAUCGAAAUGUACAGAUCAACACCUUCAAAAUCGAUAAGGCGUCCUCCCGAUGGCAUGAAAGUCUUGCAAUUCGCUACUGGGGCGAAGAUCGUCGGAGUGGAGUUCCCUGCCAAAUAUCAGGGCCAGUGGUGUGUUGGCUGGGCGGACCAUGACUGGGCAGCUUUCCCUGCUGAUGUGGUCAGACUCGACCCUCCUCAGGAGAAAGACAUCCGUAAGCUGGGAACGAGCAAUAUGAAGGCUGCCGUUCGUUGGAAGUGGUCUGUUAAGAACAAGGACCGUGGAGACUGGCUGAAAUUGGACAAGGGCGAUAUGAUCACGAAUAUAAAUUGGACCAACUCGAAAGGCAAAUGGGGCAUAUUUCCACAGUCCCAUAUCGAGCCCAACAGCCUCACGGAAGUACAAGUGUCAGAUGGCGCCAGCGUUACCAGCAGCGAACGAAAGCGCAGCUUGAGGAUGCCGCCUCUUCGGCAUCGCAGCACAGGCGGCUCUACUGACAAGACCAAGACAGUCACCCCGUCUUCCAUGACAGUGAUCUUCUAA